UUGUUCACUUAGCAGAUAGAUACAUUCUUAGGAUUCAUCUUUAAAACAAUGCUGAGAUGCCCAAAAGUGACCCAGUCGAUGCUGGCCAGGAUCAGCAUCCGCCACUUCGCAGACGAGAUCCACGGCAGCGUGCGAGCGGCCUACGCAAAGGGAGAUGCUCGAGCUGAUCCGGUCAACGUGCUGCCCAAGUCCAAGUACGGUGGAAUCAAUACGGUCUCUCUGGUCACGGGCACCACCAUCAUUGGCCAGCAGGGAGCCCAAUUCGUGUCAUCCCUGCUUUCGAGCAGCCGCGUCCCUGUGGAGGUCCAAGUAAUCGAAGCUGGCCAGGAUGACGAGUACUUCCACUCGGUGCUCCGGAACAGAACUGCCGUUCAUGUGGACAAUCAGGCGGACGCGGAAGCCAAGCAGAAGGCGCUCAAGAUCUGCAAUGAUCUGGACUUGUACGUCUUCAAGACCCGGACACGCAGCUUUCCCGGCUUCAAGUGCCGCUUUCCGGACGUGGAUAUCCAGUUAAUCGGUCAGAACAACAUGGGCAUCUUCAACGAACUGGAAUAUUCACCCGUGGAGGGAGUGGUAGAGGCCCUGUCCGUCGUCUCCCAAAAAGCCAAUGACAAGUACCUGCAGUACGCCUUUAAGGCGGCUGCAAAGGCGGGUCGGAAACGGGUGACGCUGAUCAACAAGGCCAAGGAGUGGGCCAUUAGCGAUGGCUCACUGGUGGAAGCCGCCAAGCGAAUGCACUGCCACUACAAGGAUUGCCUGGAGCUGGAGCUCAUGGAGGUGGAGGAGGCCAUCAGCCGGCUGGUGACGGAGCCCACCUACUUUGACUGCCUUUUCGCCAGCGAGCGCUAUGCCACAUUCCUAUCCGCCAUCUGCAGUGGAGUCUGUGGCGGGGCUAAUCUCUUCAGUGCGGUGGAGAUCGGAGAUCACCAUGCCGUUUUCAAGCCCCUCCAGACGAAACUAUCGCUGACCAACUAUGCCAAUCUAAGUGCCUACGGCAUCGUGUCCACCAUUGUGGAUCUCUUCGAGCAUCUGGGCCACGAUAAGUGCGCCGAUGCUCUGUGGUGCGAGUUGAAGCGCACCAUGGACGAGGGCAUUCGCACCAAGGAGUUCGGUGGCCAGGACACCGGCGAGUAUGUCAUUUGCAACAUCAUCAACCAACUGCGAUGCCGAGCAUUGGGUAAAUAGAGAUCCUGCCAUAAAAUAUAUGAACGAAAUCACAAAAAAGUGUUUUAAGAAUCUUAUUAAAUUGCCUGUGACCAUUAUUUUUCCAAAAUAAAAACCAACAUUUUUAAACGUU
Drosophila mauritiana is the source of this 1297-nucleotide messenger RNA. RefSeq names its product isocitrate dehydrogenase [NAD] subunit gamma, mitochondrial. The transcript has a single exon. Gene Ontology annotation, cellular component: mitochondrion. The record is from RefSeq and is a predicted model, not a curated record. Bases 49 to 1185 code for a protein of 378 amino acids. NCBI's taxonomy places the organism in Eukaryota, Metazoa, Arthropoda, Insecta, Diptera, Drosophilidae. Gene Ontology annotation, biological process: tricarboxylic acid cycle; isocitrate metabolic process.